AGGUUGGCAACCGAAUUAACGUUGACAAGUUUUGGCAUUAGUUGUUAUUGUUUUUAAGAGUUUUGGAUAACGGCUUUGCGGUUUCUAUGAGCACAACACAGCAAUUGCGCCAUUUCUCAUGAAGUAGUGAAUUCAGAGUACAGUGUUAGUGAGUUUAAGUCAAAAUUGUCAAUAGUCAAUACGGUAUUACGGAUUACAAAAGACAAUUUACAAUUUAUAUACUCCAGUUUGUUAUUACUUUAUACUAUUAGUUAAUAUACGUGUACUUCGUUUUACGUUCGCAAUUGAAAAAUAUAUCCAUUGUGUGUAAAUUAAUUUAUUUAAUAAUUAUGGCUAAUCUGUCAUCGGUGUAUAAGAAAAAACCUAAUCGUCUCUACAAAAUGUCUAUUGGAGAUGAAGAAAAUUUCGAACCCCCAAUACAAUCAUCAACUCCAUCAAAAUUUUCUAAAAAGAAUUCAAAAAGAAUUCUCAAGGAUAAUAAUUCAUUAAACAUAAGUGUCAUUAAUAAAGAUGACCGAAACAAAACAAUAAAUGUAGAAACUUAUUGCGACAAACCUAUACUGCCUGUUAUAGAAGAAAAUGUUAAGUACGGUCGAGUAGCAGAACUUUUUUGUAGUGAUCCCGAAGAUGAACCUACCGAGAAAGAAAAUUUAACCGUCACCACAACAAAUGAUUCCGACGAUAAAUGGACUACUUUUUCAGAUAUUUCUGAAGAUCGAAGCUGUAGUAAUGUUACGGAUUUACUAGCUGAAAUUGAAGCAGAUGUCGAUAUCAGAUUUAAAAAACCACCACGAAGAUCAUAUCCCGGAAGAAAAAGAAUAAACAAAAGUUUGUUUGAAGAGAAAGAAGAAGAAGAAAUAGAUGUACAAAAAAAAAAAAAAUGUAGAAAACAUAAACAAAAAAAAAAGGAUCCACAAGAAGAAGCAUUUGUACAAUCGAUGAACGAGCAUUUCGGAGAUAUUGAAUCUUUUAGUUUAGCAGUGGAAUAACUGAAAAAGAAAUGAAUAAUCACUGAGUCUGAAUUUAAAGAUUUUCCAAUAUUUUUUCAAAAUUUGUUAUUGUAAAUUAUUAUAUAUAUUAUAUUAUUAUAUGUCUUAUGUUAUAUAAAUAUUUUUCUAAAUCUUUGUGCUAAAACCAAUCUUAUAAUUGUAUUAAAUUGUUUUUUAGAUUUAAGAUUAACUAUAAUCAAUUAAAAGCAUGGACAUAUUAGAAGUAACUAAUUAUUGUUUAUUUUAAUGAUAUGUACUAUUAUUAAGUCUGUUUAAUACAUUUAUUUAUUUUUAUAGUAUCUAUGUUAACUUAUUUUUUAUUUUAUCAAUUUAAAAUCUGUGAAAACCACAAAUUAGUGAAAAUGGUAGUAUGCUACUGCUACCUACUCUACUUUGUUGGUGUAGUAUGCUAUCUACCUACUAAACAUGUGAACGGGUGUUUACCAUUUUGACACACUGAUUAAUAGCAAUUUAUUUACUAAAAUAUACUUGAUGUAUUGAUGAUCAUCAUUGUUAAGUACUUUAAUACGUUAUACAUUAUUAUGCUGUGUUUACGUUAUCCCAGAAAACUUCAAAUAUAUUGACAAUUGUGGUA
Messenger RNA from Acyrthosiphon pisum (pea aphid), 1584 nucleotides. RefSeq lists its product as uncharacterized. The transcript has 2 exons. NCBI's taxonomy places the organism in Eukaryota, Metazoa, Arthropoda, Insecta, Hemiptera, Aphididae. The record is from RefSeq and is a predicted model, not a curated record. Bases 330 to 989 code for a protein of 219 amino acids.